CACAGAACCGUCGCUGGCCGGGGGCGAGAGCCGAUUCUUCGUGAACCGCGCCGUUACCUUUCCAAAGAUGAAAAUAAACACGUUGUUUUCUUUCCGGACCUGAUUAGAUAAAUUACAUUUUCUAACUAUGUCCUUUUGCCGGAGGAGUCGGUUUUUAAUUAAGCUCAACACGCCGUCGCCUACAUCGUCGGAUAAAAGGAGACGUAUAGGAUCGUACGUCUCAUUCCCCGUCUAACCCGCGGCCGCGUAGCACUGGCAUUCAUUCCCAUCAAACGGACUUGCCGUGACGCCGUUUUAGCACUUCGAUCAUGGAGCCGGACUUCCCCCAGGAGAUGUUCAUCGGCGCCCUCGACAUCGGCACCUCCAAUGUGCGCUUUUUCAUAAUCGACGUCAACGGGAACAUCAAGGGAUCCGACAGCAGUUCCGUUGAGCUUUUAUAUCCUAAGCCUGGCUAUGUGGAAAUUGAUCCAACAAGUCUAUGGAACCAAAUUGUAAAUGUAAUGACUUCAGCCAUCAAAAAAACGGAAAUUAAUGUUUCUCAGAUUAAAAGUUUAGGCAUAUCUUGCCAGAGAUGUACUUUUGUUACUUGGAACAGGCUUACAAAUGUGCCAUAUCAUAAAUUCAUAACAUGGAAAGAUAUCCGGGCUGAUGAAAUGGUGAAGAAUCUAAAUUCCUCGUACACAAUGAAGUGCCUUAGAGGUGUAUCAAAAGCUUUGUACACAUUAUCUCGAAGCAAACGAUUUUUAGCUGGAAGUGUACUCAAAUUAAUGAAUGUUCAGGUAACGGUGAGACUGCUUUGGGUUUUAAAAAAUAUUCCUGGAUUGUCAGAAGAUGCAGUUGCUGGAAAUGUGGCUUUUGGUACUAUUGACACAUGGUUACUUCAUAAAUUUACCGAGGGGAAAAUCCAUUUAACUGAUGUAUCAAAUGCUAGUGCUACUGGUCUAUUCGAUCCUUUUACUAUGUGUUGGGCUGAUUGGGCAAUAAAAUUAUUCAAUAUUCCAAUCAAAAUGCUUCCGACUGUGGUCGAUUCUGCUGGAGAUCAUUUUAGAGAGAUAUCACCGAGUAUUUUGGGCCAUGCGAUUCCAAUUCGAUCAGUUGUCGCAGAUCAAUCUGCUUCACUUUACGGUUCGUGUUGUUUCUCGGAAGGGGAUUUGAAAGUCACACUGGGUACUGGUACAUUCCUAAAUGUAAACACAGGAUCAGUACCUCAUGCAUCUGUAGCUGGUCUUUAUCCUGUUGUUGGUUGGAGGUACAAAGAUGAACUAGUUUAUUUAGCCGAGGGUGCUUCUAAUGACACAGGAACAGUAAUUAAAUGGGCUCAACAAAUGGGUUUCAUUGAAGACUUAGAUGAGUGCUCGUCAGUUGCAGCUUCAUUGACGGACAAUGAUGGAGUUUUUUUUAUUCCUGCUUUUGGGGGCCUGCAGGCGCCAAUCAAUGAUGCUCAAGCAAGCGCAGGAUUUAUUGGAGUGAAACCGACAUCAAAAAAAGAACACUUACUUCGGGCGAUACUUGAAAGUAUUGUUUUUCGAGUUGUUCUUUUGUACGAUGCCUUCAAAAGAGAAACUAACUAUGGUGCUUCGUUAAUAAGAGUUGAUGGAGGUGUGUCACAGAACGAUUUCAUCAUGCAAGUGCUAGCUGAUCUCACUGGUCUGAAAGUUGAAAGACCACCAAUUGCUGACAUGUCCGGAAUGGGAGCCGCUUAUCUAGCAGGCUUAGCUUCUGGAGUGUGGAAUGGAAAGUCCGAUUUCUGCAAAAUGCGUAGAAACUGCCAUCUGUUUUCUCCGAACAACACGCCUAAAGAUGAGGAAUUGAUAGUAAAACGAAAAAAAUCUUUCGAAUUAUGGCGUGGAGCUCUUACAAGAUUUCUUGCUUGGUACAAGUGAGAGUUUAAAAGUUUUAUUUAUUUAUUUUAUUAUUUUUUAUGAAGUAAUAUUCACAUGUUUUAAAUGAAUUAUUACAAUAUCUGAUUUCAUUCCAGAUAGGUAGAAAAGCCCUGUAACAUUAUUAGAGAGAUUGACACUGAACUCUCACAAUAAAAGUUAUUUCAUGUUCAGUGGUUUUAUGAAUGAGUUUUAAUUUGCUAUGGGAACAUAUCAUUCAGGCUUAUCAUUCAGUUCAAUAAAUUAUGAAAAAUUGAAGUUAAUUUUAGAAUUUAUUAACUUGAGAAUUAUGUUCAUUCCAUUUUCAUAAGCUGAAUGAUAUUUUUUUAAUUCCAUUUCAUAAAAUUACUUUGACGAAUAUAGUGUCGACAUUUUGGUAAUUUACUCUUAUCAUGAUAAUCAUAAUUUAAUUUUAACUUUUAGUUGGUUUGGGGACUAUUAGUAUUUUAUUUUAGAAUUCAUUUAUGAUAAUAAUCAUAUAUCCACACUUACCCACAAGCAAGCACAUAUUUACCUUGGGUUGUUUUAUUAGAUCCCUUGUAAAAUUUGAAAUAAUUUUGCACUAUUUUUUACAAUCGGGGCUACAUACUAUUUUGGCCAAUGUCACCUUUUGACAGAUUACCAGUCGCAAUAACUCGACAAUCGUACAAUUAAGGUAUUCACUUAACAUUCUUAUAUUCUCCAAACAAUCAAUGCAUUGCUCAUCCUUGCAAUUAUAUUAUUAAACUUUUUUUUAGCUAUUAUUAUGUUAGCAUUUAUUAUGUUAUAUUUGUUGUUUUUAGCUACUGAAUACAGUGUAUUUAUUUGACUAUAAAAUUACAAGGGUGCAGCAUGCAUUGAUGGUUCUAAAUGAACAUCAUAGUUACAAAGUUUUAUUUGUAGACAAACUAGUGUUGCUACAAAUAUGUGAUAGUUUGCAUUUUAUUUGUUAUCUUACACUUAAGUGUUAUUUUUUUCUAUGCUAGUAUAUACUACUGUUAACAUUGAGGUGGAAUCAUUAUUAUUAUUUAAUAUUAAAUUAUAAAAAAUUAGUGUUUUUAUGAUUGUAAUAUUAACACUAUUAAAUCACCUCCUUUGUUAAACAGAUUUAAUGAUGUUCGUUGUGUUUUCACAUUUAUUAUUAAUCAAAAAUAUAAUUUUUAUUAGCUAAUACAAAUUUAAUGGAAAAUGGGACCAAAUUAUCUUGCUCAAUUAUUAAUUUGGAAAUGAAAAUGCAUAAAUUAUAAAUGUUUUCUGUGAUUAAAAAGUACCUUUUAUCAUAAAUACUGCGACUACGGUAUAAAUGGUUGUUAAUUGUUGUCAAAUUUUGUAUACAACAAUGUAAUUGUUAUAAUAAAGUAUGAUAUAUUUUCCAGA
This is a messenger RNA of Cimex lectularius (bed bug), 3236 nucleotides long. RefSeq names its product putative glycerol kinase 5. The record is from RefSeq and is a predicted model, not a curated record. Gene Ontology annotation, molecular function: glycerol kinase activity. Gene Ontology annotation, biological process: glycerol metabolic process; triglyceride metabolic process; glycerol-3-phosphate biosynthetic process. Bases 309 to 1883 code for a protein of 524 amino acids. NCBI's taxonomy places the organism in Eukaryota, Metazoa, Arthropoda, Insecta, Hemiptera, Cimicidae. The transcript is spliced from 11 exons. Gene Ontology annotation, cellular component: mitochondrion.